AUGUCGGUUGAUCAUAGGGAUGCGUUACUAUGGCUUCAAAACGAAAAUUUCAACAAGGAGGAUUACUCGGUCGGUGCUCGCGCCUUUCUGGAUAACUCUAACGUAGAUAUUAAUUGCAAAGCCGAGUUACAUAUGGGAUGCUGGGCUGGAUCUACUCCUAUUAAGGAUUCUUCACCUAGCUCUACCGAACCUACGUCUAUGUUGAGUGACAAAAGUAGCUCUCGUGGAACUGUUGAAACGAAGAAUUCUGAAAACACUUGUUUUUCCACUGAUACCGGUGACACGGAGCACCCGACCAGCGAGGGAUCCUUAUCACCAUUGCCUCCGUCCCAAUUUCUUACUGAAACAUCAAACUCGGUAUCGUGUUCCUUGCAAAUUGCUCCAACGGAAUUGAGUUCAUUAAAAUCAGAGCGUGAGGUCUCUAAUUCUUCAAAUGCUGCGGUGCUACGUAGUCGCGUGUCUCAGAUGGCUCACAAAGAACAGUUUUCGCAGGAGUUUCCCCUUAUCAGUUCGAAUGAGUACGUACCCGCAUCUGCUGUCAACGAUCGUCCGCCGUUCUACAAUUCUCAUUCGAAUUACUGCAACGGUCCUGCACAAAAUCGGAUGGGCUUCUCCGAGGUGGAGCGAUCACACUAUCAUAUUCAGUCGCCAUAUGGAUACAACACAAGUCUUGAUUAUUGCUCUGACUCCAGGAUGUUCUUUAAUCCACCUCUUUUCUCAGAUGUUCCAGGGUUGCCUAAAAAGCACCCCUAUCAAAAUGAGGUGUUUUGUCAAUCACGGCCCCAAAGAUUUCCAAAUUCCUGUCAACAAAGUCAUCCACCCAGUCCUCAUUUUUGGAAACCAAACAGUCGACCACCUGGGCUCCCAACCUUUCCUCAGGAUAGUCUAGACGUGAGGAGGCGCUUUGCCAUUCAACAGAUGUAUCAGAAUGCCCAGGUGCACCGGUGGUUCCCCGGAGUUGCUGGCCGGGAGUUCUAUCAUCAAAUACAAGAUCGCGUUCGGCAGCCGCAUUGUCCUUGGCUUGACCCAUACAGUCAUUUCCGUGGUCCGCCGUCAGAACAUACUGAGCCACUGAAAUACACAGUUUACUCCGCUGGUGGUGGUAGACUUCGCUACCCUGGUUACGCCCUUGGAGUUAACUCAUGUGGACCAGGUCGCUUUGCUUCGCCUUACCCUUGGUUCACUGAUGCGCAGCAUUACUUUUCUCAGCAAAAACCACUUCGUCCUGCUCUAGAGAGUCCCAAGAAACGCAAUGCUUCGUCUACACGGUGCUAUAAACGUAAGCGUGCGCUGUCUGUCAGUAACGUGAAAUUUUCAUCGCCUAAGUCCUCCACAGCCGAAGUCUAUGACUCCCUCGCUCUCAGCCGACUUCUGUCGGUCAAUGCUGCGCAGUGCGUGUCAUGGCCAGAACUGGAAAAUCCCAUUGACAUAUAUCCACCGGAACCGGCGUUGAAAAAGAGGAAAUUACCAUGUCAUGAGGCACCACCGAAUUUGGAGUCGCUGGCGAGCACGGACAUUCUAUCUCGCCGUGCCCAAAAGUACACCUCCCUACCGUUUGCCCUUCGUUCACCAGGGGUCUUAAACUCUCGUGACCUCCUUUCCUACCUAAAUAAUGAUCAAAAAACCAAAUUGGAUUCAAAUAAAAACCUUCUGAGCAAUGCUCUUGCCGCUGCAAUUACCCGAUUAAGCGAAUCUAGAUUGCUGACUACUCCUCCUUCACCGACCGCUCAUUCAAGCAUACCUGAUCCCUUAAAUUUAUUCACUACGCGGGAAGAGGAUGAAGCCACUUCACCCUUCUCGGAAAUUGUGCUACCGCCGCCCAAACGAUACCGGGUUCCUGAAAGUGUGAUAUCUGAAAUUCAGAGUAAUUAUCAACAAAUUGGAGAACCAACCUCUUUCCCUCGCUUUUGUGGGCUUCGAAACAUGCGUCCGGAAAAAAGAAUAACUAUGGAUAUGAUUAGGUCCGAUAUAACUCCCAUGCAUGUAUGUCAACAGUGCAAGAUGCAGCUAUUAUUUUCCAGCCCUCCUGUGUCUGAUCCCACAUCUUCCCCUGAGGAGGUCUUUUGCAGUGAAGCCUGCAUGCACAAGUAUCAUUCGACUCCAAGGCUGCACAGGCCCUCCACUGCAAUCUCAAACACCUUAUAUGCUGAUCCCUCCAUAGCCCCGGUACCGGUGUUGCUACAGAACCAUCCUUCUAAACUAUGCAAAACCAUACCAAAAUCGUCUUCCAUUUUUAAGUGCAGCAGACGAACUCAACUCAUUGUCAAGGAGCACGGCCUUCCUGACGCAAGCUUCAAGGCAGGGGACUGCAACACGCUAUGGCAGCACAUUCUCCACCUUGUUCGAAAUAGUCGACAAGAGGCUAGUUCAACUACGCUUCGACUUUUACCCGAGAUGUUGCGAGGUGAAAGUCUCUUUGGUCUCAGUGAGCCUCAUAUUGUACGUGCAAUAGAAUCCCUGCCUGGUGUGGAACACCUCACCGGUUAUGUGUUCAAGUUCGGUAAGAUGCAACUCAUCUCCCGAAUGCCUGUGAUGAUCAACCCGACAGGUUGUGCUCGCUCCGAGCCAAAGCGGCGGAAUUACGUGCGAAGUUGUGAUCGGGAGCGCGAGCAAGAGCAGGGACAAGGGAGAGUGUCAAGGCAAAACCAUCCCGCUACUUUAUCACCCCACUUAGGAUUCCUGCGGCCAUUAAAUCAAAUACCUCGCUACUGCUCCUCCUCCACCAUCGUCUCAAUCUCCCUUCCCUCCGGCUCCACAUCAGCUCCAGCAGGCAAACAAUCGCCCUCCACACAGUACCGUGCGUUGCAGAGUGAGUGGCGGAACAACGUUCUUCUCGCUCGCUCUAAAAUUCAAGGCUUGGGGCUGUUCGCCUCCCGUGAUAUUGAAAAGAAUGAGUUCAUUAUCGAGUAUCUGGGUCAGCUGAUCCGUAACGAGGUGGGGAAUAGGAGGGAGCGCCUUUACGAGUCGCAAAGUCGUGGAAUCUACAUGUUUCGUGCUGAUGAUAAUUGGAUUGUUGAUGCGACUAUGUACGGCGGUUUAGCGCGGUAUAUCAAUCACUCCUGUGAGCCGAACUGCAUUGCCGAGGUGAUUCUGUAUGACAACCAAAAACGCAUCAUCAUUAUCGCGAAUCGUUUGAUCAAAAAGGGAGAGGAGUUGACGUACGAUUAUAAAUUGGACGUCGAGACGGACAAGGGGAGCCGGAUACCGUGCUUGUGUGGGUCGCAACUUUGCCGCAAGUGGAUGAAUUAG
Echinococcus granulosus is the source of this 3249-nucleotide messenger RNA. RefSeq names its product Histone-lysine N-methyltransferase trr. The transcript is spliced from 2 exons. Lineage: Eukaryota; Metazoa; Platyhelminthes; Cestoda; Cyclophyllidea; Taeniidae. Gene Ontology annotation, molecular function: transcription coactivator activity; histone H3K4 methyltransferase activity; histone binding. The record is from RefSeq and is a predicted model, not a curated record. The coding region runs from base 1 to 3249 and encodes 1082 amino acids. Gene Ontology annotation, biological process: positive regulation of transcription by RNA polymerase II. Gene Ontology annotation, cellular component: nucleus; MLL3/4 complex.